Messenger RNA from Iphiclides podalirius (scarce swallowtail), 393 nucleotides. Lineage: Eukaryota; Metazoa; Arthropoda; Insecta; Lepidoptera; Papilionidae. The record is from the annotation of a GenBank genome assembly.
AUGGGCAUACGCAGCGGAUCCGGCACCGGACAGGUGUCGGGUUACUCGCUGGAAUUUGAGCAAAAUAAUAUCUACAAUAGUAUAGACACAGAAGUGUUCCCUCCACCGGUCUUCGGCGGGCACAACAGCUGCUCGUACCACAUAGAAAGCUCCUCCAUAGGGUACCGGAGUCGAGAGCCGAUAAUGACGAAGUCGGGAGCGAGCAACGGGCCCUUCCGGGGUAAACCACGCUUGAUUUGGCAGCCCGGGCCGCCAUAUGGACAGCGGCCGGGCGGUGCUUAUCGCGGCCCGUGGCCAGAGAUAGCCGCAUCCGCGCUUGGUGACACCAUGCGCGCCGGUUUCGGGAAACGGAACCGCAAAACGCGUUCCCAUGAGCGCCCUUACCAUGAUCAU